AUGAGUAUUAUAAGGAGGAUUUCAUAUGUUCCGCCACACGGCAAGCACUAUCUUGUUAAUGUAGCAUUAAUUUUUGCUUCUUGUGAGUGUACAAACUUGGCUUUCUAUUUCUGCGCCCCUCCACUAUUUCAUACAGUUUCUGGUCCGAUCCCACUCGACAGGCUGGUUGAUUAUGUGCGCCGGCUGCAAGCGGACAAUGGACGACUGUUGGCGGCCGAGUUCGAGUGCAUCGACCCUGGCGGCCAGUUCACUUGGACAGUGUCAAACAGACCCGAGAAUCGGGGUAGAAACCGAUACGCCAAUGUUGUCGCCUACGAUCACUCGCGUGUCCGCCUGUUGCGUCCUUCGCCCACUCAAGCUAGCUUAGAGGAGGUCUGCCCGAGUGUCUCCGAAUAUAUCAACGCCAACUACCUCGAUGGCUUUGGUCGUAGCAAAGCCUAUAUUGCCACUCAAGUGAGGACAAAUACUGAUUCAUUGGAAGCAUCUACCAUAUAA
This is a messenger RNA of Protopolystoma xenopodis, 495 nucleotides long. NCBI's taxonomy places the organism in Eukaryota, Metazoa, Platyhelminthes, Monogenea, Polystomatidea, Polystomatidae. The record is from the annotation of a GenBank genome assembly.